CGCGUAUUCGCGGUGACGUUAUUGUGCCAUAUAUUACAACGAGGGUGCUAAGCAGUUUUUUUUGCUGCGAGCGUGAAAGGCGUUGGUGAGGAGUUUAGUCUGUAGUCCACACACAAGUGCAUUACAUCGGUAUACAGUAUGGCACACCCCAGAGUUUUCUUCGAGAUCACCGCAGACGGCAGGCCACUCGGCAGGAUUAUCAUGGAGCUAAGAAGUGAUGUUGUCCCAAAGACUGCAGAGAACUUCCGUGCCCUGUGCACUGGAGAGAAGAGCUUUGGCUACAAGGGCUCCACCUUCCACCGGGUCAUCCCUGGUUUCAUGUGUCAGGGUGGUGACUUCACCAACCAUAAUGGAACUGGUGGAAAGUCUAUCUAUGGCAAUAAAUUUGCUGAUGAGAACUUCACCCUGAAGCACACAGGACCAGGGAUCCUGUCCAUGGCCAAUGCUGGGCCCAACACCAAUGGGUCUCAGUUCUUCAUCUGCACAGAGAAAACUCAGUGGCUUGAUGGCAAACAUGUUGUGUUUGGAAACGUGGUGGAAGGAAUGGAGGUGGUAAGGAAGGUGGAGUCUUUCGGGGUGCAGAGUGGCAAGCCGAAGGCCAAGCUUGUCAUUGCUGACUGUGGCCAGCUCUGAAAUGGUUGUCCAUCACAUAAACCUCAACAUUCCUAACCAGGAAAGAUUCGUUAUUUCCCCUCCACCCUCUGCCUCCAGUUGGUGUCUUGUCUGAACUUGCUGCAUUUGUGGCUUUUUUUUUCUGUAAUUUGGAAGUCCAGCAGAACUUCAAAAUUUGUUUAACAGUCUGAAAUAAAGGGGAACAACCUUAAA
Molecule: messenger RNA, 825 nt
Organism: Scleropages formosus (Asian bonytongue)
Lineage: Eukaryota; Metazoa; Chordata; Actinopteri; Osteoglossiformes; Osteoglossidae
Product: peptidyl-prolyl cis-trans isomerase-like
Exons: 5
Coding region: 139-633 (164 amino acids)
Biological process (GO): protein peptidyl-prolyl isomerization; protein folding
Cellular component (GO): cytoplasm
Molecular function (GO): cyclosporin A binding; peptidyl-prolyl cis-trans isomerase activity
Source: RefSeq, a predicted model, not a curated record